GGCAGCGUCGCCGGCUUCCAGUUACCAAUGGGGAUCCCAGCGGGGAAGUCGAUGUUGGUGCUUCUCAUCUCUUUGGCCUUCGCCUUGUGCUGCAUUGCUGCUUACCGCCCCAGCGAGACCCUGUGCGGUGGGGAGCUUGUUGACACGCUUCAGUUUGUCUGUUCGGACCGCGGCUUUUACUUCAGCAGGCCUUCAAGCCGUGCCAACCGUCGCAGCCGUGGCAUCGUGGAAGAGUGCUGCUUCCGCCGCUGCGACCUGAACCUCCUGGAGACAUACUGUGCCACCCCCGCCAAGUCCGAGAGGGAUGUGUCAACUCUUCAGACCAUUCUUCCGGACGACUUCCCCAGAUACCCCGUGGGCAAGUUUUUCCAAUACGACACCUGGAGAAAGUCCGCCCAACGCCUGCGCAGAGGCCUGCCUGCCCUCCUGCGUGCCCGCCGGGGUCGCAUGCUCGCCAGAGAACUCCAAGCGUUCAGAGAGGCCAACCGUCACCGUCCCCUGAUCGCCUUACCACCCAAAGAUCCCGCCCACGGGGGAGCCUCUUCGGAGAUGUCCAGCAGUCAUCAGUGA
Molecule: messenger RNA, 570 nt
Organism: Arvicola amphibius (Eurasian water vole)
Lineage: Eukaryota; Metazoa; Chordata; Mammalia; Rodentia; Cricetidae
Gene: Igf2
Product: insulin like growth factor 2
Exons: 4
Coding region: 28-570 (180 amino acids)
Cellular component (GO): extracellular region
Molecular function (GO): growth factor activity; hormone activity
Source: RefSeq, a predicted model, not a curated record